GUCUGUUUGUUUUGAUUGACUUAAUGUGGAUGUUGGUGAUUUGUAAGAAAAUGAGUUAAAAAGUUAAAUGAAUAACUUAAAACUAUGUAUCAAACACCCAAACGGAAUAAAUUGGGAUCCAAGGAUGAUAGUGGUAUAAAAUUGACACCAGACAAUCGUGUACUUAAAUCACAAUCCUCGAAUUCAGCAGACAAAGGAAGUACUUCUGGAGAAUCAAGACGAGGAAGACCCAACGCUGAUUUAUUAAGUACUCUCAUUUUAGAGGGCUCUACGUCUCCAAGUUCUAUUAAGUGUAAAUACUGUGGAAGAGUUUUUCCUAGAGAAAAGUCGCUACAGGCCCAUUUAAGAACUCAUACAGGUGAAAAACCAUAUGUAUGUGAUUAUCCCAGAUGUACUCGUAAAUUUGCACAGUCUGGUCAACUUAAAACCCACCAAAGGUUGCAUACAGGGGAGAAACCUUUUGUUUGUGCAGCCCCAAACUGUACUAGGAGUUUCACACAUGCCAAUCGACAUUGCCCAGAUCAUCCUGAAUAUACUCUUAAGAGAUUUAAUGCCAAACAUGAACCUAACCUGAAUAAGAAGUAUGAUGAUGCUCAUAACGCCGAAGUCAAAGAAUGGCUUAACAAUUGGGACAGAAGAAAUAAAUCGUCCAAUUCCAAUGAGAAUUUAGAUACAACUCCAAAAAAAUCCAUAUUCAAAUUAAACGAUUCAGUCUACAGUAGUGCAAGUUCAUCUUAUUUUUCACAUUGCUCAAAAUCCAGUCUAUUAGAUGAUAUAGAAAACUCACCAAAGUCUGACCUCGAAUAUGACAUAUCAAAUUUUAACUCUAGUAAUUCAGAUUUCGACAUGCAGGAGGCAUCACCUAAAAGUACUCCUUCAGAAUUACCAAAAAAACGAUGGUUAAGGGAAGCAGUUCAAAAUCAAACUCGCUGGGAAUCUACCAAUGAUUUAGCUUUACCUAUAAAUUGGGGAGAUGAACCUUGCACAGAAACUGAAAAGAAAGAGCAAUGUGAAAAACAGAAUCGUCCAUCUGUCCUUGUAUGUGUCCAAGGUGGAAAAAGUAAGGAAAUUUCAAGUGAAGAAAUUCAAGGAGCAAUGGCCCUAGUAGAGCUAAAGAACAGCAUUAAUUAUAGGGUUUAAUAUAAAAUAUUUUUUCAGGCUAAAGUGAUAUUUAACGAGAUAUAUUAUAGGUUACUUUCAGGGUGACAUGUCUUUAAAAAACUACCAUUUUAAUUUUUGCAUGCAUUUGUUUAGAGAAAAUUUUAUUGUUUAAAAUUAUUUGCCUAAACAAUCUCACUGUGAUUUGUAGUAAAAAUAAACAAACAAAAGUGAAAGAUUCAUUCCUCAGUGUAAAUACCGAUUUAACUAUAUAAUAACACGCCAAAACUAAAACUAUAUACUUAUUUGAAUGAUUCCACGAAGUAAUAUUGUAGUACUUCACUAAUUUACUUAGGUUAGUUGAAAAAGUAUUUGCUUCGUUUAAUAAAGUUAGUUAGUUCCAUUGUAAAAUUGAAAACAAGAGAAGUACUUGUAAGACAAUCCUGGCAGUAAGCCGAGAUGACCCGAGCGCCGAUCAUGUUCACUCUAAUUCGAAAGUAUUCUGACAAGACGCAAACUACACUAAAAUGACACUAGCAAUGCUGAAAUUACUGUGUACACUCUCUCUUCUUUUUUACGCGUUUUGACAGCCCCGCCUCUAGAUUGAACACUCCUAGCGCAAGGCAAAAGGACCUUAAUUGACGAGUGAACUGUCGUACUUAGGUUAACUCGACGAGAAUCUACUGCGGCACUGAAACUUAUUGCUAACAAUGAUAUUUUUUUGAAGGCAUGUUUAUUUAUAAUUGUAUGAAAUCACUUAGUGAUGACUUGGACAUCUUUUUGCAAGUAUUAUUGAUAAUUAGCAUGAGACUAAUUUUACAUAUUUAUACUCAUAACUUACUUUAUAUAUGGUUGAAACUGCGGUUUUUAGUAAUAGUAGGAGUUUGCUCCAUUAAAAGUUUUGUUACGGUAUCGAUCUCAUACUUUCGAUUAAUAAUUUGAGAAGCUGAAGACUCAAGACUAUUUCGAUUUAAAUAUGAAUUACAACUAAAUAAAUGUCAGUAAAGUUAAAGCAAGAGAUGUUUAGAGAUUGGUUGAAAUUUAAUGAAUAAGCACUUCAUUGCUGACAUAUUAGUCUUUUCUGGAGCAUUAGAAAGCUGUACUAAAUGUACUGUGUAAAAGCAAGAAACAACACUAAAUAAGUAAAAUUAAAUUUCUGGAUAGAGCAUCAAGUACAAAAUUGUCGGGAAAAGUAGCUCACAAUAAAAAUAAAAUAUUUGGGGUUUAUUAGGAGAGGCAAGAAAUAUGAACUUUACUUGUCCAAGAAAAUCUCUGGCAAAAAAUAAUAUAUUGGUGGUGAAACGCAAGAGAAGUUAUAAUGCACUUGUAAACAAUAUUUUUUUAAUGCAGACACAUUUAAUAUUGAAAUAAUGAUGUCUAUUACCAGCCUUUGAAUUUGAGGGAGUACUUGAAAUGAAAAAUAUCAAUUAAGAACAUAAACCAAUGUAUAUAUGAAAAUAUGAUAGAUUAGUGUAAUCUGUUUGUUUAGAUAAUGGCAUUGAGGCAUGAAAUCGGUACUUGUAACUAAAUUUUUUUGAACAGCUAUUUGCAUAAUUUGACAUCUGACAUAAAUUUUUAUUAUAUAUAAAUUCUAAUGUUUUUCAGGAAAUAAUUUUAGUAACUGUAUUAAUGUAGCUAAAUUUCUUUUAAAAGUAAUGUCGUGUGUCACUAUUCAUGCUUGUCUAGUUGCCUCAAUUAUAAAAUGAUACAAUUUAAAUAAUACACAUCCUAAUUUCUGUGUAUUCGAGGUAAAUUACUUAUUCUCUAGUACUAAUAUAAAUUAUUUAUUUGAUACAGUGCGAGUAACUCGUCGAACAGAGAGAUAUAAAGGAAUUAUCAAAAAUAUAUACAAUAUGGAUAAAUUGACUUGAAAUGUGUAGUGAGAGGAACAAAUAGAGAUCUUACAGAUUAGUUGGUUGUGGCCAUUAAAAUAGAAUUUGCAAAAAUAUUUCACGUUGUGAUCU
Molecule: messenger RNA, 3062 nt
Organism: Diorhabda sublineata
Lineage: Eukaryota; Metazoa; Arthropoda; Insecta; Coleoptera; Chrysomelidae
Exons: 3
Coding region: 85-1140 (351 amino acids)
Biological process (GO): central nervous system development; regulation of transcription by RNA polymerase II
Cellular component (GO): nucleus
Molecular function (GO): RNA polymerase II cis-regulatory region sequence-specific DNA binding; DNA-binding transcription factor activity, RNA polymerase II-specific
Source: RefSeq, a predicted model, not a curated record